UCUCAGUUCUUUUUUUUAUUUUAUUUUUUAUUUUAUUUGUUCUGUUCAGAAUGGUCAAGCUCGUUGCUGCUCUGGUUGGAACUGUGGCUCUGCUUGCGUUCGCUGCUGCGACUGCGUCUGCCUACCGCCCAGGCGGCUGCGAAGUGUGCCUGAAGGCAGUGGAAACAAUCCAGGCAUCGUGCUCUGCCAAGGAGCUGACCGACAUGAAUGCGAUUGAGGCCAAGACCCGCGAGUUCUGCGCGUCGGCCACUGGCAAGGACAACCGCUGGUGCUAUUUCGUCGGCGGCACUGAAGACGCUGCCACUGGCCUGCUCCGUGAGGUGUCUCGCCCCAUUUCACUCGGACUGCCCAAGGAGAAGGUUUGCGAGCGCCUUGAAAAGCGCGAUCCUCAGAUCUGCGAUCUCAAAUACGACAAGCCAAUUGACCUGAACGCCAUCGACGUCAACACUCUCCGAGUCCGCGAGCUCAAGAAGGUCGUCAACGAUCUCAACCUCGACUGCAAGGGCUGUGCCGAGAAGGCCGACUUUGUCAAGCGCAUCAACGAUUACAAGAAGACGCUCAAGCCCGAGUUGUAGAGCAGUGCAGUGUCGGUUCUUCUCCCCACCUUUUUUUAUUUUUUCCAGCAAUACAAACCAUCUUCUUCUCUA
This is a messenger RNA of Capsaspora owczarzaki ATCC 30864, 647 nucleotides long. RefSeq lists its product as hypothetical. The record is from RefSeq and is a predicted model, not a curated record. The coding region runs from base 51 to 575 and encodes 174 amino acids. NCBI's taxonomy places the organism in Eukaryota, Filasterea, Ministeriida, Capsasporidae. The transcript has 4 exons.